Messenger RNA from Cuscuta campestris, 2953 nucleotides. Lineage: Eukaryota; Viridiplantae; Streptophyta; Magnoliopsida; Solanales; Convolvulaceae. The record is from the annotation of a GenBank genome assembly.
GUUUGUCUGUGUGAAGUAUGGGUGCACCCAUGGUAGACCCGUGACACUCUAACAUUAUUCUCCUCAUAAAUUCUAACCCUUUUCUGCAGAAUUCCAUAAUUUCUGCAGUUUUUAUUUGUGCCGCCGCAGUUACCACCACUAGCGGCCUCACUCACAGUUUUUCGCUCUAAACGCUUGCGAGAUGACUGAGGAGAAUAGCACGAAAGCUCCCAAAUUGCCAAUUCCAGGCAAAAGAAAUAUCCUCAUAACCAGUGCGCUGCCUUACGUCAAUAACGUUCCUCAUCUCGGAAACAUCAUCGGCUGCGUGUUGAGUGCGGAUGUGUUUGCUCGGUAUUGUAGACUCAGAGGCUACAAUGCCAUAUACAUAUGUGGCACGGAUGAAUACGGGACAGCCACAGAGACAAAGGCUUUGGAGGAGAAUUCCACACCUCAAGAAAUAUGCGACAAAUAUCACACAAUCCAUAAGGAAGUCUACAAAUGGUUUGACAUAAGUUUUGACAAGUUCGGGCGAACAUCCACUCCUGAACAAACUAAGGUUUGUCAGACCAUUUUCAAGAAACUAUUGGAGAAAAACUGGCUUAGCGAGAAUACAAUGCAGCAGCUCUACUGUGAUACAUGUAAAAGGUUUUUAGCUGACCGUCUUGUAGAGGGAACAUGUCCAACACCUGAUUGUAACUAUAAUUCUGCACGUGGGGAUCAAUGUGAAAAGUGUGGGAAGCUGUUAAAUCCUACAGAAUUAAAGGAGCCAAGAUGCAAGGUCUGCCAUACUGCCCCAUGCAUCCGUGAUACGGACCACUUGUUCCUGGAGCUCCCUCUGCUAAAUGAUAAACUAGAGAGCUAUGUAAAAAACAUGUCACUCGCUGGUGGGUGGAGUCAAAAUGCUAUUCAAACAACACAUGCAUGGCUUAGAGAAGGAUUGAAGCCAAGGUGUAUCACUAGAGAUUUGAAAUGGGGGGUUCCAGUUCCACUAGAGAAGUACAAAGACAAGGUUUUCUAUGUAUGGUUUGAUGCACCAAUUGGCUAUGUAUCAAUCACUUCAUGCUACACCGCUGAAUGGGAGAAAUGGUGGAAGAAUCCUGAAAAUGUGGAGUUGUAUCAAUUUAUGGGCAAGGACAAUGUGCCUUUUCAUACUGUUAUUUUCCCGUCUACACUUCUUGGAACCGGUGAAAACUGGACUUUUAUGAAAACUAUCAGUGUCACAGAAUAUUUGAACUAUGAAGCAGGGAAGUUCUCAAAAAGUAAAGGAGUAGGAGUCUUUGGAAAUGAUGUAAAGGAUACAACUAUUCCUGUUGAAGUAUGGAGAUACUACUUGCUAGCGAACCGGCCAGAGGUAUCAGACACAUUAUUUACGUGGACAGACCUGCAGGCGAAGUUAAACAGCGAAUUACUAAGCAACCUUGGGAACUUCAUCAAUCGUGUUUUGAGUUUUAUUGCAAAAGAUUCUGCUUCUGGAUAUGGUUCCAUAAUUCCUGAUUCUGAAGGUGCUGAAUCUCAUCCCUUGAGUAAUACUUUGGGAGUGAAGGCUGGAAACUACGUGGAACAAUAUAUUGAGGCCAUGGAAAAGGUAAAACUGAAGCAAGGCUUGAAGAUUGCCAUGUCUCUUUCUGGUGAAGGAAAUGCUUACCUGCAAGAGAGUCAAUUUUGGAAGCUUUACAAGGAAGAUAGGCCUUCAUGCUCCAUAGUUAUGAGAACUGCUGCUGGUUUAGUGUAUCUCCUUGCUUGCCUUUUAGAGCCAUUUAUGCCUUCAUUUUCACGUGAGGUGUUCAAGCAAUUAAACUUGCCCGAGAGUCUGCUUUCACUUAGUGCUGAAAAUGAUGUCAUUGAAAGGGCCAAAAGACCCUGGGAUAUUUUACCCGCUGGUCACAGAAUUGGAACCCCUACACCGUUAUUCAAAGAGAUGAAAGAUGAAGAUGUUGAAUUUUACCGAGAGAAGUUUGCGGGAAGUCAAGCUGAGAGGAGCUUAAAGUCUGAAGCUGAAGCAAAGAUGAUUACCAAAAGAUUGAAUAAGGCCAAAAUUUCGGAUGAAAGACCAAAGAAGGCCAUGUCACCUGCCUCUGGUGAAGCAGAAGUAUCCAUUAGCAGACUUGAUAUCCGUGUUGGUCUUAUCAAGAAAGCCCAAAAGCAUCCUAAUGCUGAUACUUUAUAUGUCGAAGAGAUUGAUGUUGGUGAAGCGCAACCAAGGACUGUUGUUAGUGGCCUGGUCAAUUGCAUUCCACUUGAAGAGAUGCAGAACCGCAAGGUCUGUGUUCUAUGCAACCUGAAGCCUGCAACCAUGAGAGGUAUUAAAUCUCAAGCGAUGCUUCUUACUGCCUCAGGCCAUGAUGACACAAAGGUUGAGUUGGUUGAACCACCUGAAGGUGCUGCUGUUGGGGAACGUGUUACGUUUCUGGGGUUCCAAGGAAAGCCGGACGACAUGUUGAACCCCAAGAAGAAGGUAUGGGAAACCCUUCAAGUGGAUCUCCACACUAACAGCGACUUUGUAGCCUGCUACAAGGAUAUCCCAUUCGCCACAUCUGCUGGGGUCUGCAAGGUUUCUUCCAUCUCCAAUGGAUCUAUAAGAUGAAGGUUGGCAUUACACAUAUUUGCAAUUGUUCUCACACAAAGAGGCAAAACAAGAAUCUAAAGACCCACAUUUUUGCAAUUCUCUCCUGGUUUCAUUGUUUGCAAAAUAGACUUUUAUUGCAAAGCAUUUGAGAACAUUAUGUGUUUGGACAAAUGCACAUUUUAAAUGCCUCAUUUUGUUUUGUGAUCUAGUCCUGAUUGAUUCGGAUACCAUUCAGGUCCGGUUGUGAUUGAGAUCAAAUGGUUUCAAAUUUAAUUUGGGUGUUCUUUGAAUUUGAUUAGGUUCUUUUUUAUUUGGAUAAUCUCAUAUCUUGAUUAUAAUUUUUUUUUGUGGAUAAUUUCAUUAUUGGUUUGGAUUAUUUGGUUCCGGUAAUCAAUUUUGGAUUUACUU